Zymoseptoria tritici IPO323 is the source of this 1753-nucleotide messenger RNA. RefSeq lists its product as uncharacterized. Lineage: Eukaryota; Fungi; Ascomycota; Dothideomycetes; Mycosphaerellales; Mycosphaerellaceae. The coding region runs from base 123 to 1550 and encodes 475 amino acids. The transcript is spliced from 6 exons. The record is from RefSeq and is a predicted model, not a curated record.
CGCUCCUUCCUCGACCACCACAGAACUUGACUUCUUUAGACACCUCAGAUCUUUGACACAGUCGACUACCACGCACACACUCCACCACAUCACGACCAAAGUCUUCCCUUCAUCAAAGCACGAUGGGUUUGGCUUCGAAACUCGCCGCCGCACAGGGCGGAGCUGCUGCUGUGGCCAACUUCACCGGCGGUCCACCUGGUCAGCAGCCAGGUGCUCAGCCGCAGCAAUCGUACCAAGCCUAUGCGCCAGGCGGCCGACCUCCUCAGGGCGGACCUCCGCCGCCAGGCCAGUAUGGUGCACCUCAAGGUCAACAAGGAUAUGGAGCACCUCCACCGCAGGGUCAGCAAUAUCCUUCGCAACAACAAGGAUAUGGUGGACCUCCACAAGGCGGACAAAUGAGCGGCCCACACGACGUUCAAGGAUACCAGAGAGAGCUCGAGAGGGCCAUUCAAGAGAAGCAGUUGCAUAGAUUCUACGGACCAGGGACACAAGGAGCACAAAUGCUGCCACAGAUCGCAGCUCGUGCUGCCCAGCAGGUCGAUCGUCUGUGCCAAGCGUGGCGCAUUCAGAAGGAGAUUGCCAAUGAUAUUGUCAGGCUGGCUCUCUACGAUGUGAUCAUCUACGUCGACGACAGUGGUUCCAUGUCCUUCGAGGAGAAUGGCGAGCGUAUCAAGGAUCUCCAGCUCAUUCUCCAGCGCUCAGUCUUUGCCGCGACUCUGUUCGACGACGAUGGCAUUGAGCUCCGCUUCAUGAAUGAGGACCUGCCACCCCAGCAGAUCUCCGGUAUCAGGAACGAGCAGCAGGUGGAGCAGCUUCUUGCCAGCAAGCGCUACAAGGGCCUCACUCCAUUCGGCACAGAAUUGAGGAAGAAGGUCAUCGACCCAAUCCUCAUUCAGAAGUUGAACAGCGGUCAAAUGCGCAAGCCACUCCUCAUCAUCUCGAUCACGGACGGCCAGCCAGCGGGCGAGAACCAGAACACCCUCAUCGAGACCGUGCAGUAUGCGUGUCAAGCCGCUCAGCGCUCUCAGUACGGACCAGGUGCUGUGUCUUUCCAGUUCGCUCAAGUUGGCAACGAUCAAAAGGCGACUGAGUUCCUGGCCAAGCUCGACAAUGAUCCGAUGGUCGGCAAGGAAGUCGACUGCACGUCGAACUACGAGAACGAGUCCGCUGAGAUGGCCAGGGCCGUUCCACCCGUCGAUCUCACUCCCGAUCUCUGGAUGAUCAAGCUCAUUCUGGGUGCCAUCGAUCCCAGCUACGACACUAAGGACGAGAAGACUCACAUGGCUCCCGGCAUGCCUCCUCAGCAGCAGGGCGGUGGCGGAUACGGCGGUCCUCCGCAGCAAGGAUACGGCCAACAGCAGUACCCGCCACAAGGCGGCCAGAGCUAUGGCCAGCCGCCGCAGUACGGAGGCGCGCCUCAAUACGGCGCACCUCCUCAGGGCCAGUACGGGCAACCGCCACCGCAAGGACAACGACCUCCACAACAGGGCGGCUACCCCGGACAGCAACAGCCGUAUGGCGCUCCCCCUCCAGGACCGCCGAGAUACUAGGGAUCUUGAGCAAAGCGCAUGACGCUCGGAUAGUGAGCAGUGGAGGCAUACGAAAGGAUUGCGGCAAAGUCACGCCGAACAGAAAAUCUGACGACUUGACACGACAAAGGCGUUUGAUUCGGACAUGUAAAGCGCUUCGCAGAAUACGUAGUUUACAGGACAAGCUGCCUCGAUGCCUCACGAAUCUGAUUUUAUGUUUUCUA